Messenger RNA from Hibiscus syriacus, 1215 nucleotides. RefSeq names its product ATP-dependent Clp protease proteolytic subunit-related protein 3, chloroplastic-like. Gene Ontology annotation, molecular function: ATPase binding; serine-type endopeptidase activity; ATP-dependent peptidase activity. Gene Ontology annotation, biological process: protein quality control for misfolded or incompletely synthesized proteins. Gene Ontology annotation, cellular component: endopeptidase Clp complex. The record is from RefSeq and is a predicted model, not a curated record. Lineage: Eukaryota; Viridiplantae; Streptophyta; Magnoliopsida; Malvales; Malvaceae. Bases 1 to 981 code for a protein of 326 amino acids. The transcript is spliced from 10 exons.
AUGUCGAGUUUCUUGCACGCACCAAUGGCUUACUCAAUCCCGCCUUCAGUUUCUUCCCAAUCCGUUCGUAGGCCAAAGACCACGAAGCUCAGUUGUUGCCGCGCUUUCGUCGCCCAAAACGCUGCCAAAUUGCCCAUUCCUCCGAUAAACCCUAAGGAUCCGUUUCUUUCGAAGCUCGCUUCUGUUGUCGCUUCUUCCCCCGAGACGAUUCUUAACCGUCCGGUUAAUCCCGAUACGCCGCCGUAUUUGGAUUUGUUUGACUCUCCUAAGCUCAUGGCUACUCCUGCUCAAGUGGAAAGAUCAGUGUCGUACAAUGAACAUAGGCCGAAAAGCCCUCCACCGGACUUACCUUCGUUGCUUCUUCACGGGAGAAUUGUUUACAUUGGCAUGCCGCUUGUGCCUGCGGUGACCGAGCUUGUAGUUGCGGAGGUAAUGUAUCUUCAAUGGAUGGAUCCCAAGCAGCCAAUAUAUCUUUACAUAAACUCUACUGGAACAACUCGUGAUGAUGGUGAAACGGUUGGGAUGGAGACUGAGGGUUUUGCCAUCUAUGAUGCACUUAUGCAGUUACAAAAUGAGGUACAUACAGUUGCUGUGGGGGCAGCUGUAGGUCAGGCUUGUCUCUUACUUUCUGCUGGAACUAAAGGACAUCGGUUCAUGAUGCCUCAUGCCAAAGCUAUGAUCCAACAGCCUCGUGUCCCAUCCUCUGGCUUGAUGCCUGCAAGUGAUGUUCUUAUACGUGCCAAAGAGGCAAUAACAAACAGGGACGCACUUGUUGAACUUCUUGCUAAGCACACUGGAAAUUCUGUGGAGACAGUAGCCAAUGUGAUGAGAAGACCAUUUUAUAUGGAUGCUAACAGAGCUAAAGAGUUUGGGGUCAUUGACAAGAUCCUUUGGCGUGGUCAGGAAAAGGUGAUGGCAGAAGUUGCUGCUCCAGAAGUGUGGGACAAGAAUGCUGGCAUCAAAGUCAUGGAUGGCUUCUAGUAUCUGCCUGGUCAACCCUUGUCAUUCUGGAGUAGGUUGCAAUAGAGCAUACUCGAUGGAGAUGUGGAAAGCAGUGAUGCACAGACAAAUUUAAAAGGAAGAUACCUAAAGAUGGUCCUGAAGUUUUGUUGUCAAUUGUUUCUCUAUCUCACAGAUUGUGCGAUUGUUUUAGCAGAGUCAUUUGAUGCCAUUGUUGAGCAUUGUAAAAACCAGUUUUCUUCAAUACUGAUUGCA